AUGUGGAUUGAUACAUCAUCAUUCGAACUGAUUAAUGGUACCAUUGCGAUUGCCUCCUUUAACAAUAACAAUUCUUGUACUUUAAAUUCUGUUCCUAUAAAUACUGUCAUACUAUUGGUACCAUUUAAUGAAGGAUUGAAUUAUGGUUGUUCAUCUUACGCGGAUAUAAUUGAAAAUAAUUUAUGGCUUCAAACAACAAAUAAACCAAUUAGUGUAAAUGCUACUGUAAUUUCAUCAUCACCAUCUACGGCACAAAGUUCUAAUCAUCAAUCCACGGUGACAAAUGAAUAUAUCGCUACAAAUUCACCCACAAAUACAAAAAAUCAUGGUUCUUCUGUAACAAUGAUAGACAUAUCAUAUGAGACGGAAUCACUGACGCGUCCAAAUAAACGCGUAGUCAAAGAACAUAUAAAGCCACGUAAUAUAAUAAAAUCUUUUUCAUUUGAUAGUCUCAAUAGUCAACCACAAAUAAAAGUAGUGAUAUUUACUUCAAUGAAUAAUGGAGAUCCAGGCAUUAAGGAAAAUUAUGUUGGCAAUUUAGAGACGCUUUCUAAAGUUGCGCCUGUCUUGACCCUAAUGCGAAUAGCAGAUAUGAAAGAUGUUCACAAUCUCUCGGAUCAAAUCUCAUAUGCUGUAAUUAUACCAGAUUCUGGUCCUUGGAUAAAUUUACUCAAUAGUAAAACUUUUCUGAUCUGGACAUUAAUAUCUGGAAUAUUAUAUGGCAGCAUUUUAAUAAUAUCACUUGGUCUAAUUUUAUGGGGCGUUUACAAAAGAAAAUUUUCUCUAGAUAAUCCUAAACCAUGGUUACUUGCUGGGAUUGUUAUAUGUGCUACUACAAGAAAAAAUGAUCUAGUCCCUAUAGUUGAACCGAAUGCUCCAAGAAAUAAUGAACAAAAUGGAAGGACUUCUCAAAGAAAUAAUGAGCAAAUAAUGAGGGUUCGGAUUAAUAAAAAAAUUUUCGAGACUGGUGUAUUAACAAUUUCGUUGAUACUAUCCUUUCUCUUCAUCACUGUUCGAACAUUGGUUACAGCUUUCUUAAACCCGACAAUUCGCAAUUUUUGGAUAACUCGUAUCACUGAUGACGUCUCGUUUAUUAUUGGAUUCAUCGUUCUUUUAAUAACAUUGCAUUCGGAUUCAAUAUCAAAAUAUUCGCAUAUGACAUACGCAAGUAGCCCAGAAGAGUCAAGUACAGAGAAUUCACAGAAUCCUUCAAGAUCAUCAUCUAAUGGUGGAAAUAUACAGGAUCGUCCAAGAAGAAACACUUUGGAAAUUUUAUUUGGAAGGAGAAGUAUUGUGGGAUUAUGA
Molecule: messenger RNA, 1305 nt
Organism: Dentiscutata heterogama
Lineage: Eukaryota; Fungi; Glomeromycota; Glomeromycetes; Diversisporales; Gigasporaceae
Source: the annotation of a GenBank genome assembly